AUGAGUGAUGUUGCACCAAGUAGUGUGUCCACAUCCACGGUCAUAUCGACAUUAACUGCCAAUUUGAUCGUGUUUGCGAUCUUCAUUGGUUGUUUCCUUUUCCUCAGAUUACCAUUCAAAAGAAUCUACAGUCCUAAAUCCUCGUUUGAUCUCGUCGAAGAAGACAAGAAACCAGAACCAUUACCCAAGGACCCAUUCAGAUGGGUCUUUAUCUUGUUGACUAAACCUCAAUCCUUCAUCUUACAACAAGCUGGGUUGGAUGGUUACUUCUUUUUGAGAUACCUCAAGAUUUUUGCUUACUUGUUCCUCGGGGGGUUGUUAACCUAUAUCAUUUUGUUACCUAUUAAUGCCACCAAUGGUAAUGGUAAUAAAGGUUUUGAUCAGUUAUCCAUUGCCAAUGUUGUUCACAGACAACGUUAUUAUGCUCACGUGUUUGUUGGUUGGGUAUGGUACGGUAUUGUCAUCUUUGUCAUUUACCGUGAGUUGUUCUUUUACAAUUCCUUACGUAAUGUUGUGUUGUCCAGUCCAAAGUACGCCAAGAAGAACAGUUCCAGGACUGUGUUGUUCCAAUCAGUUCCUGAUGAAUUGUUAGACGAAAAGCAAUUCUUCAAGAUCUUCAACGGUGUUAAGAGAAUUUACGUCUGCAGAUCAACUAAAGAACUCGAACUGAAGGUUGAAGAAAGAAUUGGAUUAGUUAACCGUUUAGAAGCUGCUGAAAACAAAUUGUUGAAACAAGCUGUCAAGAAAAAGUUAAAGGCUGAUAAAAAGGGUGAACCAAUUGAACCUGCUGAUGAAAUUAGUGCAUAUGUUCCAGAAGGUAAACGUCCUAGAAUGAAAGAAGGUGGAUUCUUUUCCAGAAAAGUCGACACCAUUAGACAUUGCCAUAAGGAAAUUGAAAGAUUAAACAAGGAAAUCAGACAAUUACAAAAGGGUUACCGUCAUUUCAAACCAAUGAAUUCUAUUUUUGUUGAAUUUGAAAAUCAAUAUUAUGCUCAAUUAGCUUUCCAAUCUACCGUUCACCAUAACCCACUUCGUAUGAAACCUUCCUACAUCGGUAUUGAACCAAGUGAUGUUAAAUGGUCUAACAUGAGACUUUUCUGGUGGGAAAGAAUUGCAAGAAGAUUCGGGUCAUUUGCAGCAAUUAUUGCUGUUAUUGUCUUCUGGGCUAUUCCAGUGGCAUUUGUCGGGGUAAUUUCUAAUAUCACCUUCUUGACAAAUAAAUUACCCUGGUUAAGGUGGAUUUUAAGAAUGCCCCCAGCUUUGUUUGGUGUGGUUACUGGGUUAUUGCCAACUGCAUUAUUAGCUAUUUUGAUGAUGUUGUUACCAAUGUUCAUUAGAGGUAUGGCUAUUAUUUCCGGUUCUCCCUCAGUUCAAGCAAUCGAAAUGUAUACUCAACGUGCUUAUUUUGGUUUCCUUAUGGUUAACGGUUUCUUGGUUACUGCAUUGGCAUCUUCUGCAACUGCAACAGUUACUAAAAUUGUGGAACAACCUACUAGUGCCAUGAGUAUUCUUGCUAACAAAUUACCAUUAUCAUCAAAUUUCUACAUUUCAUAUUUGAUCUUACAAGGUUUAUCUGUUGCUAGUGCUUCCUUAUUCCAAAUUGUUGGUUUAUUCUUGUACUAUAUUCUUGGGGCAUUGUUAGACGGCACUGUUCGUAAGAAGUGGGCCAGAUUUAGUGGCUUGGGUACUUGUAGCUGGGGUACUGUUUUCCCAGUAUUUACCCAAUUGGCAUGUAUCACUUUGGCUUACUCGAUCAUCUCUCCAUUGAUUAUUGCCUUUGCCUGUGUGGCCUUCUUUUUGAUUUAUAUUGCCUAUUGUUAUAACUUAACCUAUGUGUUUGUUGAAUCUCCUGACAACAGAGGUAUGCAUUACCCAGUGGCUUUAUUCCAGACAUUCACUGGUAUUUAUCUCGGUCAAAUUUGUAUGUUGGGUAUUUUCGCUGUGGGUAAAGGAUGGGGACCAAUUGUCUUGCAAGUUAUUGGGAUUGUCACUACUGUUUUCUUGCAUGUUCAUUUGAAGGAGGCAUUUGAUCACUUGUUGACUGUGAUUCCAGUUGACUGUAUGAAGGCACUUGACGGACAUUCUGAUACUCCUUCAUACUCAGGUCACACCGAAUACCAUGAAAAAGUUCUCAACAAGAGAAGAAAGAGAAAGGAAAAGCAAGAAUACGAAGAAGAACAAGAAGAACAUGAACAUGAAAAUUCACUUUCUCCAGAUUUGGAAAAGGUCUCCACUACUCGCCUUUUGGCUGAUCGUGAUUUCAAACGAAUCAACAUCGAAAAUCCAACUCCGUUACUUCGUUUUGUAAGACCAGACGUGUUCCUCAACUUCAGACACGCCAAGUCCAUCUUGCCCCUGAGUUAUAUGGUGGAACCAGCCGAAGCUCCAGAAAACAAGCAUACUUAUCAUCCACCAGCCAUUUCUGCUAAAUGUCCUGGGGUUUGGAUUCCUCGUGAUCCAAUGGGAUUGAGUGAUUUGGAAAUUGAUAAGUUGAAGUCGGUGAUUAAUAUAAGUAAUGAAAAUGCUGGAUUUGAUGAAAAAGGUGGCAUUAUUUACUUGGGUAAACCACCUAAUUAG
Molecule: messenger RNA, 2577 nt
Organism: Spathaspora passalidarum NRRL Y-27907
Lineage: Eukaryota; Fungi; Ascomycota; Pichiomycetes; Serinales; Debaryomycetaceae
Exons: 1
Coding region: 1-2577 (858 amino acids)
Cellular component (GO): plasma membrane
Molecular function (GO): calcium-activated cation channel activity
Source: RefSeq, a predicted model, not a curated record